This is a messenger RNA of Arachis ipaensis, 2226 nucleotides long. Lineage: Eukaryota; Viridiplantae; Streptophyta; Magnoliopsida; Fabales; Fabaceae. The record is from RefSeq and is a predicted model, not a curated record.
AUGGCUGAAGCACUUGUGAUUGGAGCUUUAGUUAAUGGCUUGGCCAACGUUGUUCUUGACAGGCUCAUUUCAUCUGAGUUUGUCAACUUGGUGGUGGGCAAGAAGCUGGAUCGGAAGUUGGUUGACAGGCUGAAGACUGCUAUCUUGGCUGCCAAAGCUCUGGCUGCUGAUGCUGAGCAGAAGCAGUUUGGAAACGAACUCGUCAGGGAGUGGCUUGAUGGUCUCAAAGAUGCUCUCUACAAUGCUGAUGACUUGCUGGACCGUGUCUUCAUCAAAGCUCAAAUUCACAACAAGGUACGCAUUCGUCUUCCUCACUUCCUUGAUCUAUCUAGUAGGGAGAUGGUAACCAAGAUAGAAGAGGUGGUUGAAAGAAUAGCAGAUCUUGAGACUCGCAAAGAUACCCUUGGUCUCAAAGAGAUUCCAACAGGAAGCUCCUCGUGGAGACCUCCAUCCACUUCUCUUGUGAAGGGGAAUGUGUUCGGCAGGGAUGGUGACCAACAGGCACUAAUCAAGAUGCUCAAUGACAACAAUCAUCAUAACUUGUCCGUCAUCUCUAUUCUUGGUAUGGGCGGUGUUGGUAAAACUACUUUAGCGCAAUGGCUCUACAACAAUAAGGAUUUGAUGGACGGGGUUGAUCUGAAAGCAUGGAUUUGUGUUUCUGAAAAUUUUGAUGUUGUUGAGACUACUAAGAAUGUUAUAAAGGGGAUCUCUUCGGGUGUUUGUAGUCUUGACAGCUUUGAUUUACUUCAACAAGAUUUGAAGAAAAAACUGUCAGAAAAGAAGUUCUUCAUUGUUUUGGACGAUGUUUGGAGUGAAGAUGCUGAUAAGUGGAAUAGUUUUAUCACCCCUUUUCAACAUGGGACAAAGGGAAGCACUAUUCUCCUAACUAGCCGCAAGGUAAAUGUUGGUCGAAUAGUCCAACACUAUAACUCUUACACCCUCAAUCAACUGUCAGAUGAUUAUUGUUGGUCUAUUUUUGCGGACAAUGCAUCCUUUCCUGAAACAAAUGGGAGCUCAGAACUCGAAAGAAUAGGUAGAAAGAUUGUCAAGAGGUGUGAUGGCUUGCCGUUAGCUGCAGAAACACUUGGACGGUUGUUGCGCUCAGAGCGUCAUGUUGAAGAAUGGAAUAAAAUACUAUCAAGUGACAUUUGGGAAUUUCGUUUAGCAAAUUGUAAGAUUGUUCCUGCAUUGUUAUUAAGUUACCAUCAUCUGCCUACUCAUUUAAAAGGUUGCUUUGUUUAUUGUUCAUUGUAUCCCAAAGAUUAUCAAUUCGAUAAGGAUGAAUUAAUCCUGCUAUGGAUGGCUGAAGAUCUUUUGCGGCCUCCAAAGAGGGGAGAGACUUUAGAAGAAGUUGGUUGCGAGUGUUUUGAUGAAUUGGCUUCAAGACUAUUUUUCAAGCAGGUCCAGAACUAUAUUCAGAAGUAUUUUGUGAUGCAUGAUCUCAUGCAUGACUUGGCAACUUUUCUUGCUGGAGAUCUUUGUUGUAGAUUUGGUGAAAAAGAAGAGAUGAGUAUUCUAACUCGGCAUUUGUCAUACAAUCAUUCGAUUCCUGUGAAAACAUGCUCCUCUAGUAAAAACAAAUCUUUGAGGACAUUAUUGUAUAUCAAUAAUGGAUCUCCUUUCUGGAAACCACGCACAACAUUACAAUGUGACAUAUUGUCAAAGAAUAAAUAUUUGAGAGUUUUGUCCUUUGAUACACUCGAUAUAUUUCAAUAUUCAAUAGCUAAAAAAUUGAUCCAAUUGCGUUAUUUGGAUCUAUCUUGGAGUGAUGUUAAGAUAUUGCCUGAGUCAUUAUGCAACUUGUGCAAUCUACAAACUUUGAAGUUAGAAGGCUGUUCAAAGCUGACUAUGCUGCCCAAUGGCAUGUAUAAUCUUGUGAAUUUGCGGCAUCUUAAUAUAAGGCGUACGCCUCUGGAAAAAAUGCCAAAAGGAAUGGGCAAAUUAAAACAGUUGCACAUUUUAAGCAACUUUGUGGUGGGAAAACAAGAAGACAAUGGAAUCCAAGAGUUAGGAGGGCUUUUAAAUCUUCAUGGAUCACUUGAGAUUCAGAAAUUGGAGAAGGUGGUUGAUGCAAAUGAGGCAAGGAGUGCAAGGAUAAUAGAUAAGAAGCACAUUGACGACUUAUUGUUGAAAUGGUCUCUGUCUUCAGGUGAUGAUAUGGUCUCAAACACACAUACUGAUGAACAAGAUAUACUUGGGGGCGCUUGCAACCACACACUGGCUUGA